UUUAUAUACCGUAGGGGUUUUACUAGGGUUUAUCGUCUCUUCCAAAACCUGGACCUCUCCAACGAAAAUGACUUUGAAAAUCACCCCCGAAGUUUCUCCCACGUGAUUCCGUAUUCUAGGGUUUCGAGUCAAACCGAAGGAGAUAAAGUUCGAUCGAGGGAAGACCGCUUCAGAAAAUGGAAGCCCGGGCCUGCGUCUCCAGCGGAGAGGCGGUUGAUGGCGGCGGCACGAGCAAGUUCUUGCAGCCGCACCACCGCCAGCACCACCCGAAGAAGCCGUCUGCUCAGAUAGGCACGGUGCCGCAGCUCCUCGCCGGCGGCAUUGCCGGCGCUUUUAGCAAGACCUGUACGGCUCCCCUUGCUCGCCUCACCAUUCUCUUCCAGGUGCAAGGCAUGCAAUCGGAAGCUGCAGCAUUGAGCAAUCCUAGCAUAUGGCGCGAGGCUUUGCGUAUUGUUAAUGAAGAAGGCUUUAGAGCAUUUUGGAAAGGAAACUUAGUUACAAUUGUUCAUCGUCUUCCUUAUUCUGCUGUCAACUUCUAUGCUUAUGAGCGCUACAAAAGUUUUCUGAAAUCAGUUCCCGGAUUGGAAAGUCAUAGGGGUAGUACUAGUGCAGAUGUUUUUGCGCACUUCGUUGGUGGUGGGUUAGCAGGAAUAACAGCUGCCUCUGCCACUUAUCCAUUGGAUCUUGUCAGAACACGCCUUGCAGCACAGACAAAUACAACUUAUUAUCGAGGAAUAUGGCACACGAUUCAUACUAUUUGCAGAGAUGAAGGUUAUUGGGGCCUGUAUAAAGGUCUCGGGGCGACAUUGCUGGGGGUUGGACCCAGUAUAGCAAUAAGCUUUUCUGUCUACGAGUCAUCGAGGUCUUAUUGGCAUUCUCAAAGCAUCUUGACAUUAGGCCUGAAGAUACUACUGCCAUGGUUAGCCUUGCUUGUGGUAGUCUUUCUGGCAUUGCAUCAUCAACAGCGACAUUCCCUUUGGAUCUUGUCAGGCGAAGAAUGCAGUUGGAAGGUGCUGCUGGGCAAGCCCGUGUGUAUAAAACUGGACUUUUUGGUACAUUUAAGCAUAUAUUCCGCACUGAAGGCCUGCGUGGCUUGUACAGAGGAAUUUUGCCCGAAUACUACAAGGUUGUUCCCGGUGUAGGAAUCGCUUUCAUGACCUAUGAAACUCUGAAGAAACUUCUAUCACAUGAGCCCACAUUUUCACCAUGAUUUUUGCAUCAGGGUUUUGUUGGUCAUUCUGUCUUCAGAUAUCAAGGAGUAGGUUAGAAUCACUUGGUCUAAGGAGUAUGUAGAAUAGUGUUUCGGCGGUGACGUACAUCCUGAGAAGUGGCAUGGUGGUAAAUUUUGUGGUAGCUUCCAUUAAAUCAUAAUUAUUAUUGUAUAGGUUUAAAUUAGAUGGUUUUGAGAAUCAAAUCAAGAGUAUCAACAUCCAAUACGCAUUAGAAUUAGGUUUUUUUUGGAACAUUUUAUAUUUCAUUGAUAUAUGAUUGUAUCCUUGUAGAAGAAUUGUUGUUGCAGCCCGUAUAAUUCCUUCCUUCCUCUAUUCAGAAU
This is a messenger RNA of Rhododendron vialii, 1552 nucleotides long. RefSeq lists its product as uncharacterized. Gene Ontology annotation, biological process: transmembrane transport. Bases 177 to 1142 code for a protein of 321 amino acids. The transcript has 7 exons. The record is from RefSeq and is a predicted model, not a curated record. Lineage: Eukaryota; Viridiplantae; Streptophyta; Magnoliopsida; Ericales; Ericaceae.